AAAGGGAGCCACUGGAGCGCCACUCUCAGUCUGAUGGGCCAGCGCUCGAAUUCAUCAUCAUCAUGAAGCUGCCUCAUGUGUGGUCAUGUGAUCGCAAAGCUGCUUCCUGGGUGUCGCGGUGAGGCUCCCAGGAAAACAGGCAGUGGGAGAGGCACCCUGUUUUCCUGGCAUCCCAACCAUGAUCCAAAUGGGGAUGCUGCCUUGUGGCUGCCCUCCAAUAACAAGAAAGCAUCGAAUGGCAUGCUGGUGGAAGUCGGACUCCCUUCUGGUUGUUCUCCCAGAGGGCAAAGAGCUUAUUCAUUUGCAGUGCAGAAAUUCUCUCAGACGCUUCAGUCCUUUCAGUUUGACUUUAUUGGGGACACGCUGACGGAUGAUGAAAUUAAUAUUGCUGAAUCCUUUAAAGAAUUUGCGGAGCUGCUCCAGGAGGUGGAACUUGAGAGGUCGAUGAUGGUACAGAAUGCCAGCGAUUUGCUGAUCAAGCCUCUGGAAAGCUUUCGUAAGGAUCAAAUAGGACUCACCAAAGAACGGAAGAAAAAAUUUGAGAAGGAUGGUGAGAAGUUUUACUCCAUGUUAGAUCGCCACUUGAAUUUAUCUUCAAAGAAAAAGGAAACCCAACUACAAGAGGCUGACCUACAGGUAGAUAAAGAACAGCACAUUUUCUUUGAAUCUUCCCUGGAAUAUGUGUACCAAAUCCAAGAAGUGCAGGAAAGCAAGAAGUUCUGUAUGGUGGAGCCUGUUCUGGCUUUUCUUCACAGCCUCUUUACCUACAAUAACCUGACAGUUGAGUUGACACAAGAUUUCCUUCCAUACAAACAGCAGCUUCAGCUCAGCUUGCAGAAUAGAUUGGGUUUCCGGGGUCCGCUGAAUGCGGAAUAUGAAGAGGGUGCGCAAGUGGAUGAAGCUCCCCUGAUGGCCCGGCGCACGGUCUCGGCCGAACGUCUAGAGGGGCGUCAGGAGUUCUACGAUCCAGGUGGCGGGGUGUGCGAUGGAUGGGUGCUUCAAGAGCGGCACUUCACCACCCGCCAACAUGUGGAUUACAAACCAGUGAUGCGAACGGUCACGGAGGAAGUCGGAGUGUCGACCAUCCAUGGAGACACCCAGGAAUCUCUGGAGAAAUUCCUGGAUCAAUACCUCGAGGAGCCUCCUCCUGAACAUCACUGGCAGAGCACUGGAGCACGCCCGAAAGGGUCACGCUCAUCAGCACCCCGAGAUUCCAUGGAAGGUGUUGUGGAUUUACAAAAAGGGUCCCGAGUUUGA
This is a messenger RNA of Sphaerodactylus townsendi, 1257 nucleotides long. RefSeq names its product oligophrenin-1-like. Gene Ontology annotation, cellular component: cytoplasm. Bases 76 to 1257 code for a protein of 393 amino acids. The record is from RefSeq and is a predicted model, not a curated record. Lineage: Eukaryota; Metazoa; Chordata; Lepidosauria; Squamata; Sphaerodactylidae. Gene Ontology annotation, molecular function: protein binding; GTPase activator activity. The transcript has 9 exons.